Messenger RNA from Spodoptera litura, 738 nucleotides. Its product is annotated as U11/U12 small nuclear ribonucleoprotein 35 kDa protein. Gene Ontology annotation, molecular function: mRNA binding; snRNA binding. Lineage: Eukaryota; Metazoa; Arthropoda; Insecta; Lepidoptera; Noctuidae. Gene Ontology annotation, biological process: mRNA splicing, via spliceosome. The record is from RefSeq and is a predicted model, not a curated record. Gene Ontology annotation, cellular component: precatalytic spliceosome.
CAAUUCAAAUCUGAAGUUGUAAUUGCUUGUUUGUAAGCAUAUAACCUAUUAUUUAUUAGUUACUUAGUUAGUAGUUACCUAUAAUGAAUGAAACAUCUUGUAUGAUAAUUAUUGUAUUGGUGGCUCAGUGAGUGAGUACCUGUACCAGAAACAAGCACACCAUGCCACGGGAACAAAAUAUGGAUUACCAAAAAUAUGCAUUUGAGUACGAUCCCGUAAAAGUAGGAUCUAUAGACGGUACAGAUACUGAGCCCCAUGAUCGUGCAAUAGUACGGGCUUUGCACUCUGAAUACUCUCCUAAUAAGCUAGUGAAGGGGAAUCCUAGCAAUACACUAUUCAUCGGCAGACUUAACCCUAGGACUACUGAAGAUAUACUGACAUCUGAGUUUAAUAAAUUUGGCAGAAUACUUAAGUGUCGUGUUGUGAGAGACAUAGUUACUGGCAAGUCAAAGCAAUAUGCUUUCAUUGAAUAUGAGAGUGUAGGAAGUGUGGAGAGGGCUCUAAAGGAGUUGCAGAAGGAGUACCUCGAUGGUUCAGAAAUGAUUUUGGAACGUGAAGCAGAACGCCGGUUGCCUGGAUGGCGGCCACGGCGAUUAGGGGGUGGCUUCGGUGGACGAAAAGAGUCUGGUCAACUUAGGUUUGGAUGUCAAGACAGGCCCUUCAGAAAACCUAUCACAAUCAUACAAAAGAUCAAUAACAAACCAGACAGGAGGUAGCAACAAUGUAUGAUUUAAUAUA